This is a messenger RNA of Branchiostoma belcheri (Belcher's lancelet), 2357 nucleotides long. RefSeq names its product F-box/LRR-repeat protein 2-like. Gene Ontology annotation, molecular function: protein binding. The record is from RefSeq and is a predicted model, not a curated record. Gene Ontology annotation, cellular component: SCF ubiquitin ligase complex. Bases 32 to 2332 code for a protein of 766 amino acids. The transcript is spliced from 12 exons. Gene Ontology annotation, biological process: SCF-dependent proteasomal ubiquitin-dependent protein catabolic process. NCBI's taxonomy places the organism in Eukaryota, Metazoa, Chordata, Leptocardii, Amphioxiformes, Branchiostomatidae.
CCAUAGUAGACGAACAACAACAGAGCAAGACAUGUUUGCAAUGUUUGAGGAUGUAGAAAAUUUGAGCAUUGAGAAUAACAACAACCUGUGUCAAGAACAAGAAUGCCGUCCGUCAAGCAGCUCCAUGCCUACUAGUGAAUUUCAGAAUGAGUCAGAAGAUGUUGUUGUAAACAACAAUGACACUACGGAAAACACUUCUCUGACAUCAAGACUUGACAGCGAUAAACGUCAUCAAGAACAUUGGACUCAUACAGAAUCAAAGACUGCUUGGAUGAAACCUAAAGAUGAGGAUGGAAACUGUAAUGUCAUCAAUCAAGACAUAGCAGAAUCUUCAGGAAAAGACUCAAGUACACCUGUAUGCUAUGAUGACCAACGUGCAAUUAUAUUACAACAAUCUCAACCUUCAUCAUCAUCUGCAUCUGACACGUAUAAUUCUGUGCAAAGACAAAGCUGCCAGACUGACUUGAGAAAGUCAGAGUCGUGUCAACCCAGACUUGAUCAUGAGGGAUCUUCUGAAGGUCAAGUAAGCCAUGAGGACGGGUCUCAAGGUCAAGCUGAUGCUGCCAUAAGCAAGGAGUCAUUGCUGGAGUCAGCAGCCAUGUUACAGAGCCAUGUGGUGAUGUUGGAAGACCCCGCUCACCUGGAAGGUGCCAUGUGUCUGGAGGGGGUAGAGGUACACCAGUCCACAGAGAUGUUCAGAAAUAUAUUUCUAACUCAGGUGCAGCAACAGUUGGAAGAUCUGGACAGGGAGUUAAAGACACACCUGUCCAAGUCGGAGAGGUGUCUGAUGUUACACAGAGACAAGAUGAGCAGCUACAUGCAGCAGGCUGAGACUUUCUUCAGCAGUGAGGAUGCAGGGGACAGUGAAGGAGCAGCCAGGGGACAGCAGGAAAAAGACUGGCAGGAGCCUCUUCAUGAAGGUCACGGGCUGUCGCUGAAGGACAUCUUGGACAGCGAUUCUGAGGAUUCACAGCAAGGAGACUUGGAAGGAGCUGACAGCCCUGCAGCUGGUGGUUACUGGAGGGAAGAGUUGGUGUUUGCAAAUAAAAUCCAGGAGUUAGAAAUGGCAGUGGAGGAGAGGGUCACUGCUAUAAGACCUCCGGGGGACAUCGAUGAGGAGGCUGAAGACACCAGAUUCGGGGACCUCCCUGCAGAACUGGUGGUGCGAAUCUUUUCAUACCUGACCUUACAGGAGCUAUGCGAGAGCGCGGCGCCCGUGUGUCGUGCCUGGUACCGCCACGCACACGACCCCCUCCUCUGGCAGGAACUGGACUUGGACUUUAACCACGACGUCAGGGCUGUGGACCUGUGUGCCAUGAUCAGGGGCGCCCCCUUGCUGAAGGUGUUGGUGAUGCGAGGGAGAAAUGAGCUGACCAUUACAGAAGUGUCAGUGUUUGUGAAGUACUGUGGCAUGCUGCAGCAGCUGGACAUGGGCUUUUGCAAGGUCCUGGAUCUGACCAUGCUGCACAUCAUUGUGGACAGCUGUCCCCAGCUGGAGCUGGUUAAUGUGGAGGGCUGUGACAGCAUCAGGGAUAGCUGUCUGACGGUGCUGUCCAGACUGCCCAAACUCACAGUUCUCAAUCUGUCCCACUGUACCAGUGUAACAGAUGAUGGGGUUUGCCACCUGGUCAGACACUGCCCAGGACUGACCUCUCUGAACAUUGAUGGUAUCGCAUGGAUAACUGACAAUGCUGUACAAGACAUAGCUGCUUGCUGUCCCUCUAUGAGACAGCUGUAUCUGGAUGGAGAUGAGCUGACCGAUGUCAGCAUCACUGCUGUUACUGACAGCUGUGCACAGCUGGAACUGUUGGACAUCUCCUUCUGUGAGGGAGUCACGGAUCACUCUGUACAGAGCAUUCCAAAACUGCAGCACCUGAAGCACCUGCGACUGAAGCGUGGCAUGCAGCUGUCCUCAGCUGUCAUGCUGCACCUGUUCAGGGGCGAGGCUCUUGCUGGGCUGACCUACCUGAACCUGACAGAGUGUACAGCUGUCAACAAUGGGGUGGUGGAGAGGAUCUCUAAAUGUUGUGCAGAGCUGAGAGAGCUGUACCUUUGUUGGUGUUGGGACAUCACAGAGGAAGGACUGGAGCACAUUGUUAACAACCUCAGCAAACUGCACCACCUGGACCUGACAGGGCUUGAUAAGAUCAGUGGGGCGUGUCUGACCUACGUCCCCUCUACCCUCCCACACCUCACCUACCUGGACCUACAGCAGUGCAAUAGGGUUCAAGAUGAGGUUCUGUCCGCCCUGGUAUCUGCGGAGCCUGGCCUGACGAUCGUGGAUUACUACGGCAACAACGUGCCAGACCUGCCGGAACAGUGCCGAUCAUGAGCUGGACCAGAUAUACGGCUGUCCU